GGCGGGUGCAGCGCCGCGGCCGCCGCUGACAGCGCCGCGCUCGCAGCUCCCUGCCCGCAGCUCCAGCCGCUCCUGCCAGCAUUCUCCCAGGUCCGGCCCCCUCGUCCGCCUCGCAUUUGGGAUUAACUCGCCUAUGGAGAGAUGGUCUUAGCUGAAUUAUUUAAAGACCCUUAAGCACAGAUUUCCCCCAGUAGUCAGACUGCUGUCUCAAUGGAGCCCCGGAUUCCYCACAACAUCACCGUGGUCCCCAACUCGGCCAUGGUGCAGCCCUUGCUGGACAGUCGGAUCCCCUACGGGCGGCUGCAGCACCCGCUCACCAUCCUGCCCAUCGACCAGAUGAAGACCACGCACAUGGAGAACGACUACACCGACAACCCCAGCGCCGCCCAGCCGCCAGCCCAGAAACGCCCCCGAGCCCCGCACGAAGCGGGCAGCACCGGCCAGCACCCGCAGCGCUGCGAGCAGGACGUCACCCACCCCUGGAUCUCCUUCAGCGGGCGCCCCAGCUCCAUCAGCAGCAGCAGCAGCACCUCGUCAGACCAAAGGCUCCUGGACCACAUGGCCCCGGUGCCCGUGGCCGAGCAAUCGUCCCCCCGCGCCGUCCGCAUCCAGCCCAAGGCCAUCAACUGCAAACCCCUGGAGCUGAAGGGCCCCRCUGGAGGGUCCCAGGAGCUGGACAAGCACUUCCUGCUGUGCGAGGCCUGUGGCAAAUGCAAGUGCAAGGAGUGCGCCCUGCCCAGGACUCUGCCCUCGUGCUGGGUGUGCAACCAGGAGUGUCUGUGCUCGGCGCAGAACCUGGUCAACUACUCCACCUGCAUGUGCCUGGUCAAGGGCGUCUUCUACCACUGCACCAACGAGGACGACGAGGGCACGUGCGCCGACCACCCCUGCUCCUGCUCCCAGUCCAACUGCUGCGCCCGCUGGUCCUUCAUGGGCGCCCUGUCCCUGGUGCUGCCCUGCCUGCUCUGCUACCUGCCCGCCACCGGCUGCGUCAAGCUGUCCCAGCGAUGCUACGACCGAGUGAGCCGGCCCGGCUGCAGGUGCAAAAACACAAACAGUGUCAUUUGCAAGGCGUUGCCYGAGAGCAAAGGGCCAGAAAAGCCCUUUUAGUAGUUUGGGAGCGGGAGGGUGCUCCGCGGAGCUGGGUGGUGGCGGCUCUUUUUAAUAACCUGUGUUCUGAGGAGAGCGUUCGUCUCUUGCCUUCGGAGAAAGCAGAAGCAACUAUUUCCACAAACUGAAGCACUUUGGGUUAUUCAGGGUUUUUGGAACUGGUCGCAAUUUAAAUAGAURGGGCCAAAGGAGGAAUGUUAAUAAUGCAGAGUGAAGGCUGCAAACCGAUGUACAUCAUGAAGUACAGCUGCUGAAAAGCUCCCGGCUUGGACGGACAGACGGCUGCUCACCAGGCCUGCACACCACAGGAACCAUUAACUGCUCGCUUGGCAGCCACAGCCUCACAACCAAUCCCCAUUCCCAGCUGCAAAAAGCUGCUUUGAAUUCGCAUUUGGGGCGGGCUGCUUGUUUCCUCUCUCCUUCCAAACCCCGACUCGCUCCUAGCAGCCUGUUGAAGGUGACGGGGGAGCUCCCUGCACCCUCCUUCCCUCCUGCACACCACUGCAAGGGCUGGUUGCACACCAAGUACRUGUUUCUCAAAAGCUUUCUGUGYCCCUCAAAGAUUUCUGAACCAGAMGCRAAGCUACAUUUCCUUUGU
Molecule: messenger RNA, 1708 nt
Organism: Malurus melanocephalus (red-backed fairy wren)
Lineage: Eukaryota; Metazoa; Chordata; Aves; Passeriformes; Maluridae
Gene: SPRY4
Product: sprouty RTK signaling antagonist 4
Exons: 2
Coding region: 211-1110 (299 amino acids)
Biological process (GO): negative regulation of MAP kinase activity; negative regulation of Ras protein signal transduction; negative regulation of fibroblast growth factor receptor signaling pathway
Cellular component (GO): membrane; cytosol
Source: RefSeq, a predicted model, not a curated record